Klebsormidium nitens is the source of this 987-nucleotide messenger RNA. Lineage: Eukaryota; Viridiplantae; Streptophyta; Klebsormidiophyceae; Klebsormidiales; Klebsormidiaceae. The record is from the annotation of a GenBank genome assembly.
AUGACGACCCCUACCAAUAAGGUAUACCUAGACGAGGACCAGCUCAAGGUCCCGGGGUGCGUGUUCGUGCUCCUCAGCUUCGUAUCUCCGGAGAGCAACCAGAAGUGCGAAAAUUUCGGGCUCAAGGUCAGAGGCGUGUUCGCCACCCGUGAGGAGGCGGAGUCUCACGUGGAACGCCUCAUGCGCGUGGAUCCCAACUUCGACGUGUUCGUGGCCGACUGCCACAGGUGGCUGUUAUGCCCCCCCAAGGCGGAAGAAGUGGCGUACGAGAAAUACACCGAUAAAUUCCUGGAUCGCCUCAUCCAGACGCACAAGCAGGAGCAGCUGAAGGCCAGAGAAGCGUUCGAGGAACACAAGCGACAGCUGAUGACGUCUCCCAAGGACACCGCCGAAGCUCCGGACAGGCUCAGGAGCUGGAGCGAGAUGGUCGAGGAAGAGACGGAGAGUACGCCUAGCGACCUGCUCAGCGAGUUGGAGAGCCAUGACAUGAAAGACGACUUGCAACACGAGUUGCUGGUACUCCAGGCCGCGGUCGAAGAACUCAAGAGCCUCGAGGUACGCAACACGAUCAGGCUUCUCGGCCUCGUCAUCAUGGUAGCGGCGGCCGUCGCGUACGCCUUCCGAUCGCUGCAGAAGAAGGCCGUGCCCGUCGUCACGGAAAACAACGAGCCUGCGAUGGCGCCUUCCGACGUGGAUCCUUCCGUCGCAGCCCUGGACGCCGCGAACGCCGCCAUGGCAGCCGCGAAGGCGGCGCGGCCUCAGAUAGUCGUGAAGUAUAUGCCGACGCUGGACGACCAGUUCGUGGACAUCAAGAAGCGACCCCUACUAUCUAGCUACGUGCUCGGUGACAUGUUCGACAUGGCCUCCGUGCACCCGACCACCCCGGAUCUAGGCUUCGGCGAGACGGCGACAUUCAAAGGCCUCCUCGCGAAGCCCGUAGUAGAGCGGACGGCGGCUCGGAGCGCGUCACGGCAGGAUCGAAGCUGA